AUGCACCUCGUAGGCAAAGCAGAAGAGGACAAUCGAACGGUCAUCACAGAAUUCAUCCUCCUGGGAUUCGGGAAUCUCCCUGAACUGCAGGUCCUUCUCUUCCUGGUUUUCUUGGUGAUCUACAUUGUGACCAUGUCUGGGAACAUCCUCAUCAUUGCGCUAGUUGUGGCUGAUCAGCACCUUCACACCCCCAUGUACUUCUUCUUGGGGAACUUGUCCUGCUUGGAGACCUGCUACACCUCCACCAUCCUGCCCAGGUUACUGGUCAGUCUCCUGACUGGAGACAGAACGAUUUCUGUCAGUGGCUGUUUUGCACAGCUUUAUUGCUUUAGUUCUCUGGCAGCUACAGAAUGUUAUCUCCUAGCAGCGAUGUCUUAUGAUCGGUAUUUAGCGAUAUGCAAGCCCCUGCGUUAUGCAGCCCUGAUGAAUGGCAGGUUUUGCCUCCAACUAGCAGCGGGUUCUUGGAUAAUUGGAUCUCUAUUUUGUGUAAUAAUAAGGUCUUUUAUGUCAGAAUUAACAUUCUGUGGCCCCAGUGAAAUUGACCAUUUCUUUUGUGAUUUUUCCCCAAUGCUAAAACUCUCCUGCAGUGACACCAGCAUGAUCACAGUGGUUAGUGUAAUACUCACCUCCCUAGACUCUCCUUGCCCAUUUCUAUUAACUGUGACAUCCUAUGUUUGUAUCAUUGCUACUGUACUGAGAAUCCCUUCCACCACCGGGAGGCAAAAGGCCUUUUCCACCUGCUCCUCUCACCUCAUUGUGGUUACAGUUUUCUAUGGGACCCUAAUGACUGUGUAUCUGCUACCAAAAACCAAUACACUGAAAGCACUGAACAAAGUGUUCUCUGUCUUCUACACAGUUCUGACUCCCAUGCUUAAUCCCCUCACCUACAGCCUGCGAAACAAAGAGGUGAAGGAGGCCCUGAGAAAAGUCAUCCAUAAAUAUAUGUUUCUCAAAUGA
Gopherus evgoodei (Goodes thornscrub tortoise) is the source of this 957-nucleotide messenger RNA. Its product is annotated as olfactory receptor 10C1-like. Gene Ontology annotation, cellular component: membrane. The transcript has a single exon. The coding region runs from base 1 to 957 and encodes 318 amino acids. The record is from RefSeq and is a predicted model, not a curated record. NCBI's taxonomy places the organism in Eukaryota, Metazoa, Chordata, Testudines, Testudinidae. Gene Ontology annotation, molecular function: G protein-coupled receptor activity; olfactory receptor activity. Gene Ontology annotation, biological process: G protein-coupled receptor signaling pathway.